AACGUAUACCGGUCGCUGGAUAAAAGUUAAUUCGUAGGAAAAUUUAAUUAUACAAUUAGUGGAUAAUAAAUAAUACGUAAGAAGGCAGGUGAUGAAAAUUUAAAGUCCGUCGUUAAUGUUGAGUUUACCAUUGGCUUAAGGUACCCUGGAAACUACGAUCUUUGGACAAGGAAAUGGAUCUGUUGCGAGCUUUAAUUGUUGUGUCAGAAAAGGCCGCAAAUGUCGCCAGAAUUUGCAGGCAAGAUAAACAUCUCUUUGAACUUCUGGUCCAGAAGAAAAAAGCCAGUGAGGCAAAUCCGCGAUUCGUGGACGAUUUUAAAACACUGGCGGACGUGCUCAUACAGGAAAUGGUGAAACAUGAUAUUGGUAACAAGUUUCCAGGAUUGGCGAACGAUAUACGUGGGGAAGAGAAUAAUGUGUUUUGUAAUAAGCUAGGUGAAUCAAUCAACGUACAAGUUAUGAACAGUGUCGCAGAAACAUCGAAUUUGUUGCAGAAGGUCUUGAACGGAGACGAACAUGCUGCCAAUUUACUUGCAACUGAAGUUCACAGAGAGAUAAAAAUGCAAGACGUUGAUACAGAACUUCCAAUAAAAAAUUUCGAUGUCGACAUAAAUAAUGUUGGCAUUUGGAUAGAUCCUAUAGACUGCACCGGAGAAUAUAUAAAUGGCGUGGAUUCGGAGUUUGAAAAUGGAUUGUAUUUGUCUGGCCUCAGAUGUGUAACGGUUUUAAUUGGAGCGUAUAAUAAAGAAACGCAACUUCCCAUAAUGGGGAUUAUCAAUCAACCGUUCGUGGAAGAAAAAAGCUCUAGAUGGAAAGGGAGAUGUAUAUGGGGCGUAGCUACCGGUAAUCACACAUCAACGUCUCAGAAGUCUCACAUCCCCCGCCAUCACAUACUGUGCCUCAGCAGCACUGAGAGUAUCGAGGUGAAAAUCAAACUACAAGAAAACGGUUUCAAAUUGGCCGAAGCCUCUGGAGCAGGGUAUAAGAUACUGAGCGUGAUUUUGGGGUUGGCAGAUGCCUACAUACUUUCCAGGAGUUCGACAUACAAAUGGGACACCUGCGCUCCCCAUGCUAUCUUGAAGUCCCUCGGCGGGGAUAUAUUCAUUUACGAGGAAGCAUUGCAAAACAAGAUGACACCCAUCAAGUAUCCUCCGGAGGCCGAGGGCAGUAAAUACAGUAAUUGCGGUGGACUGAUUGCUUACAAAGACCCGGAAGUUUUAAGUGAGGUUUUGUCAUGUUUAAUUUAAUAAAUUAUUCAUUAUUAA
Molecule: messenger RNA, 1265 nt
Organism: Aethina tumida (small hive beetle)
Lineage: Eukaryota; Metazoa; Arthropoda; Insecta; Coleoptera; Nitidulidae
Gene: Ipp
Product: inositol polyphosphate 1-phosphatase
Exons: 5
Coding region: 174-1247 (357 amino acids)
Biological process (GO): phosphatidylinositol phosphate biosynthetic process
Molecular function (GO): inositol-1,4-bisphosphate 1-phosphatase activity
Source: RefSeq, a predicted model, not a curated record